This is a messenger RNA of Paramuricea clavata, 2720 nucleotides long. The record is from the annotation of a GenBank genome assembly. NCBI's taxonomy places the organism in Eukaryota, Metazoa, Cnidaria, Anthozoa, Malacalcyonacea, Plexauridae.
AUGCAUUAUUUGGUAAAUGGUAUGUAAAUUUUUUGUCACAUAAAAACGACUUCGUCCGACCUUGCAGUCACACAAGAAACGUACCAUUUAUUUCAAGUUAUUUUUCCGUUCCAGCUUGCAAAGACCCUAAAGCGUUAGGAAUGCAGAGUGGAAAGAUCCCAGAUUCAAGAAUCACAGCCUCGAGUGAAUGGCAUACAUACUGGGGUCCACGUUUCGGCAGAUUACAUUGGAAUAAAUGCUGGAUUUCUCGGCCAUUAGACACCAACCAGUGGCUGCAAAUUGAUUUCAAAUAUAAAGCAACAGUUACAGAGAUUCUCACACAAGGCCGCCCACAAACGUCUAAAGAUCAAUGGGUUAGAAGUUAUACUAUUGCUUAUUCUGACGAUGGCAUGAAUUUUGAAACGUACAAAGUGUAUAAGGGGCAAGAUAAGGUAACUAUAUAUCAUAUAUUUUUCAGUCCCACACUUGGGCAAGUUGUAGGAAAAUAGUUAGAAUACCAUUUUGGGCAUCCCACUCGAUAGAACUAAUUGCAGAAAUGUUUUGCAGAUGGAAAUUUCGAGUGUAAAUUUUAUACAUUUAUUACACCUAACCAGGAGCAGUUGCCAAAAAUGCAACUAUAUAGGCCCUAUGGCAGGAAUUGAACCUGCGGCCCCGGAUUCGAAUCACAUGGUUAACGAAAUGAAAUCUGUCAGAAGAAAUGAUUUCAAUAUUCAUAUUAUAAAAUUACGUCAUUGUGAUUAUCGAACCAAGUUGCAUCAUGGGGUGGAAGUUUAUACCUCGUGCAUAAAACAUUACAGACGUGAUACUGGUAUUUUUCAUGUGAACCUUUAUGUAUUAUUUAAAACAUGAGCAACAGUGUUUUAUAAAGCGAGUAUCUUUAGGUGUGAUAAAAACACGAAGCCUAGUAUCUUUGAUGAGUUUUUGAAAUUGAAAUAAAUAUUAGAGAAUGAGUUCAACCAAAUCCAAUUUGUGUUUGUAUAAGAAAUGAUCCAUCCUGGUCACCAUAUGAAGGCUUUAUGACCUUUAUUCCACCAAACCGGGAUGAACAUUUUUGCCGAUUUUCACAUAUAAUAUUUUAUUGAGCGACAUACUAGGGAAAUACAAACAAAAAAGUAAGUAUUAGUAGAUCUAAACAGACAGAGGUAGUUUUUUUCAUUAAUCACGAAUGUGCCAUUUUAACAAUGACCUCACAGCAGGUUUACAAGUUGUUAUUUUAUUGACGUGAAAUUUAUGAACUUAAGUCCUAAAGGAAGUUAAUUUUCAAUAUGUGCAAUUCGGGGAAAAAUAUGCACUUCGUCAAACAACAAUAAUUGCUUAUUAAUUCUUAUAUUUGCUCAAUUGUUCUCUAUAAUGGCUGAAAACGUAUCAUUCAACAGCCGAAAGCCUGGUCUUUAUGAUUAUGAUAAAAUACGUUCAUACACCGGGCAAUUAACGCACAAUGGCAUGCUAAAUUUGGAUUGCCUUCUUAAUAUUAGACAUUCUGUAGAACCAGGUUGCAUUAUGGGGUGCAAGUGUAGUACUAGGCCGUUUGCUAUGUCCUCGAAAAGUGCCUAGAAAACAAUUUUCAUUAAGCAUAUCUUGGAAGUGAAAUAUUUUUAUGGGAACUAACACUUUCGAACACCCUGAGUUCAAUUCUGAAAACUUGCCGCACCGUAGACCCGCAGUUUUCUCACAAACUACAAUCUUAUCUUCACUAAUUUUACGACAAAUUUUUUCAUUGUUCAACAACACGUUUCGAACUUUCGGGCUUUUUAUACGCCGCUGUUCGAAUGCCGAUAACUUUAGAACUAGGCAAUAAAAUGCAAAUCAGAGCCGCCUAUUUUUAGAAAAUUUCUUAUUUUACCUUGUCACGUUAAAUCUAAUAAAAAAAUUAAAAAUCCUGACCCCCUCGAAGGUUCAUUUCAGACCCUAAAUUUUCUGUUCAAAUGUAUGUUUUUUAUCGGAAGUAGUAACCAAUUACGCAUUCUGAUUGGCUUAGAGCAAAAAUGUCAACAAAUGCAUUGAUUGGUAAGGGUCGAAAUUCCUCCUUGUUUUUACAGAGUUGAUACUGGUAUUUUUCAUGUAAACAUUUAUAUAAGGAUAAAUAUUAGAGAAUGAGUUCAACAAAAUCUAAUUUGUGUUUGUAUGAGAAAUGAGCCAUCCUGGUUAAAUGAAAUGUUGUCACCUUGGGCUAGGUGGGAUCUCAUUCAAGUGAGAUAAAAUUUUCCAUAUGAAGACUUUAAUAUUGUAUUGAGCGGUACAGUUGGAAAAUACAAACAAAAGAGUAAAUAUUAAUAGACCUAAACAGACAUGCAGGUGCAGUUUUUUAUAAUUGAAAAAAGGAUAUAGAAGCCAUAUGUUUACAGAAUGAGCCCAACCAAGGCGAAAUAUUUGAUGGGGUAAAAACAGUCAUAUGAAGACAGAAAAUUCACCUUCCUGAGUGGGAUGAAUUAUCACCUUGCUUUACAAUCACAUUAUCAGCCUCAAGUUCAUGCUAUUUUUUCAUUUGUAUUCAACAAUUUCGGGGGCAUUUUCUUGAUGAGCUUUAUAUAACCGACAGGUACUUCAUGACUAAAAUGAUGUAUCUCUUUGAAACCAGGUAUUUUCAGGCAAUACUGACAGAAAUAGUGUUGUGCGUCACGAACUUUCACCCGUUCUUGUUGCAAGAUUCAUCAGAAUCCAACCAAAGUCUUGGAAAUUGCACAUCUCCAUGAGAGCUGAGUUUCGUGGUUGUGUUGAAG